AUGGCUGACGAGUACGCAGACUUGAAGCAGAUGUUGCAGCAGCAGCUGAAGCUGAUGGAGGCUCUGACCGUCAAGCUAUCCAAUUCAUCCAUGGGGCAAUCAAGCGCGGCUGGUGGUUCACAAUCUGUUGAUCACAUUGCCGGCAGCAUCACUGAAUUCCUGUAUGACCCGCAUGCCCAUAUCACCUUUGAGUCCUGGUACAAACGAUACGAGGACUUGUUCUCUGUCGAUCUGGCUGCUCAGGACGAUGCAUGGAAGGUUCGACUCCUACUUCGCAAACUGGGUCCGGCUGAACACGAACGUUAUGCAAACUUCAUCCUCCCCAAGAAUCCGCGAGAGGUCGCUUUCAAAGACACGGUUGAGACGUUGUCGCAGGUUUUUGGUGAUCAAUCAUUCCUUUUCAACACUCGAUUUCAGUGCCUGCAGCUGUGCAAACGCGAUUCCGAUGAUUUUAUCACGUAUGCGGGCAUUGUCAAUCGUGAGUGUGGGCGUUUUCAACUCGGUUCUCUCACUGAAGACCAGUUUAAAUGCCUUAUAUUUAUCUGCGGCCUCCAGUCCCCCAAGGAUGCUGAUAUCCGGACACGUCUCCUGUCCAAAGUGCAGCAGAACAACUCUACCACACUCCAAGAGCUGGCAGCAGAGUGCCAAACGCUGAUCAAUCUCAAGCCUGACUCUGCAAUGAUUCAGAAUCCUGCCUCAUCUUUCUCAGUCCAUACGGUCACAUCGACCAAAUCGCAUCCUGUUACACGGCCCAAGCAAGUGUCCAAGUCGAGAUCUCCGCCAUCUCCUGGUCGGCACUGUGGCGCGUGGCAUUUCCACCGGGAUUACACUUUCCGCCGAGCAUCGCUUUCUGUGGUUGACGCCUGCCUCAUGUUUGCAGAACGUGUGGUGAUCCCAUCUUCCCUCCGACCCACUGCACUACGCCAGUCCCAUGCCGCUCAUCCUGGUACCAGCCGAAUGAAGUCAUUUGCUCGCAGUUUUGUUUACUGGCUGGGUAUCGACGGCGACAUCGACGACCUGGUUUGA
Messenger RNA from Spirometra erinaceieuropaei, 1026 nucleotides. Lineage: Eukaryota; Metazoa; Platyhelminthes; Cestoda; Diphyllobothriidea; Diphyllobothriidae. The record is from the annotation of a GenBank genome assembly.